Messenger RNA from Carya illinoinensis, 3316 nucleotides. RefSeq names its product pyrophosphate-energized membrane proton pump 3. The transcript is spliced from 13 exons. Lineage: Eukaryota; Viridiplantae; Streptophyta; Magnoliopsida; Fagales; Juglandaceae. Gene Ontology annotation, cellular component: membrane. Gene Ontology annotation, molecular function: inorganic diphosphate phosphatase activity; diphosphate hydrolysis-driven proton transmembrane transporter activity. The record is from RefSeq and is a predicted model, not a curated record. Gene Ontology annotation, biological process: proton transmembrane transport. Bases 569 to 2899 code for a protein of 776 amino acids.
CUUUUGCAGUACUAUUUUUUUAUGGUGCAUCGCAUAUUGUUCAAUUUCACAUUGACUAUAUACUCUAGCUUGGGGGACAAUUCAAUCUUUAUGUUUCUGUAACCUCUUUUUGCUGUCUAUGUGCAUGGACACUACCAUUUAUUAUGUCGACAUGAUCUCUUUAUUUUUUUUCUUAAAAAGCAAAAUACAAUCGAAAAAACAGCAAAAAGAUAGGUGUACUGGAAUUAAUGUUCAUUUACAGUCUCUGACUUAGGCAGCUUGGUGGUGUUUUGAACAAUUGGAGUUUGGUUGUGUCAUUUUCUAGAUUGAUACCCAAACUUAUUUAUGAUUUAUUUAUCAUUAAGCACCCGCAAUAUCUUAAAUAAGUUUGUUGAAUGUUCCAAUUGAAAUCUCAUUGUUUCAGGGUUCGGUCUUUUCUAAUAAUUACUAAACCUUGAAAUUUUGGUCUCAGACUCAACUGUAAACAUUGACAUGUAUCUAAACUUUUGAAAAUUUUGGACCAAUAUUCCUUAUAAUUUGAGGAAACGUGGUCUUAUCAUUAUGGAUUGGUGGUUUUUGUACAAGAAAGAUGGGGGAAUCAGUGGAUUAUCUUUUGUUACAUUGUGGAGUGGCCCGGUGUUUAUGGAAUGAGAUCCUUAAUUGGACCGGGGUGGCAUGGGUUAUGCCAGUAAGAGUUCUGGAUAUUUUUAAAUGCUGGACAGGUAUUAGGGGAAAUCUCUACAUUGCCGCUGUGUGGAGAAUGAUCCCUCGUUGUAUUAUGUGGUGUUUGUGGAUGGAGAGAAACAAGAGGUGCUUUGAAGAUGCAAUACGAGAUGGAGCUGAAGGAUUCUUCAGGACCCAGUAUGGGACUAUCUCCAAGAUGGCAUUGUUACUAGCACUGGUUAUCUUGUCCAUAUAUUUGUUUCGCAGCCCAACUCCCCAACAAGAAUCUUCCGGCCUAGGAAGGUCAACUUCUGCAUAUAUCACUGUUGCUGCAUUUCUUUUGGGGGCUCUUUGUUCGGGUAUUGCAGGGUAUGUUGGGAUGUGGGUGUCAGUUCGUGCAAAUGUACGAGUCUCUAGUGCUGCAAGACGGUCUGCAAGGGAAGCAUUGCAGAUAGCUGUUCGUGCUGGUGGUUUCUCUGCCUUGGUUGUUGUUGGUAUGGCUGUAAUUGGCAUUGCCAUCCUUUACUCCACAUUUUAUGUUUGGUUGCGGGUGGAUUCGCCGGGCUCAAUGAAGGUUAUUGAUUUGCCUCUUCUCCUGGUGGGUUAUGGUUUUGGAGCUUCUUUCGUUGCCCUGUUUGCUCAGUUGGGAGGUGGAAUUUUCACAAAAGCAGCUGAUGUUGGGGCUGAUCUUGUUGGUAAAGUAGAGCAAGGAAUACCAGAAGAUGAUCCUAGGAAUCCUGCUGUUAUUGCAGAUCUGGUUGGAGAUAAUGUGGGUGAUUGUGCGGCUCGAGGUGCUGAUCUUUUUGAAAGUAUUGCAGCUGAAAUAAUUAGUGCUAUGAUACUUGGGGGAACAAUGGCCAAGCAGUGUAAAAUUGAAGAUCCAUCAGGCUUCAUCUUGUUUCCUCUUGUUGUUCACUCUUUUGACCUUGUGAUUUCAUCGGUUGGAAUACUGUCAAUCAGGGGUACAAGGAACUCUGGCUCAAAGUCUCCUAUUGAAGAUCCAAUGGCAAUUCUUCAAAAAGGAUAUAAUCUAACGAUAGUGUUAUCUGUUCUGACAUUUGGUUUGUCCACCCGUUGGUUGCUUUACACUGAACGAGCUCCUUCUGCGUGGUUCAACUUUGCUCUUUGUGGGUUGGUCGGUAUCAUUACCGCAUAUGUUUUCGUUUGCAUUACCAAGUACUAUACUGACUACAAGCAUGAGCCCGUACGCACAUUAGCCCUUGCGAGCUCCACAGGUCAUGGGACUAAUAUAAUUGCUGGAGUCAGUUUGGGCCUCGAAUCAACAGCUCUUCCUGUUCUUGUCAUUAGUCUAUCUAUUAUUUCAGCUUUCUGGCUGGGUCAGACAUCCGGUCUAUUGGAUGAAGCUGGAAAUCCGACUGGCGGGCUGUUUGGCACAGCUGUAGCAACAAUGGGAAUGCUCAGCACUGCUGCCUAUAUUCUUACCAUGGAUAUGUUUGGUCCAAUAGCAGAUAAUGCUGGUGGAAUUGUAGAGAUGAGUCAGCAGCCAGAAAGUGUUCGCGAGAUCACUGAUGUGCUUGAUGCAGUAGGGAACACAACAAAAGCUACAACCAAAGGAUUUGCCAUUGGUUCUGCGGCCCUUGCGUCUUUCCUUCUGUUUAGUGCUUAUAUGGAUGAGGUAGCUGCAUUUGCUCAGGAACCUUUUAAACAGGUUGAUAUUGCCAUUCCAGAAGUUUUUGUUGGUGGAUUGUUGGGCUCCAUGCUUAUUUUUCUAUUUAGUGCGUGGGCCUGUUCUGCAGUUGGCCGAACUGCUCAAGAGGUUGUGAAUGAAGUAAGGAGACAGUUUAUUGAGAGGCCUGGUAUAAUGGACUACAAGGAGAAACCAGAUUAUGGUCGCUGUGUUGCUAUUGUAGCAUCGGCUUCUCUGAGGGAGAUGAUAAAACCUGGAGCUUUGGCUAUUGUUUCACCUAUUGUUGUUGGUCUCUCGUUCCGGAUUUUGGGUUACUAUACUGGGCAUCCCCUACUUGGGGCUAAAGUAGUGGCCGCCAUGCUUAUGUUUGCCACAGUUUCUGGCAUUCUUAUGGCUCUUUUCCUGAACACAGCCGGUGGUGCCUGGGAUAACGCAAAGAAGUACAUAGAAACAGGGGCUCUCGGAGGCAAGGGGAGUGAAUGUCAUAAAGCAGCAGUUACUGGAGAUACUGUGGGAGACCCAUUCAAAGACACGGCUGGACCUUCUCUUCAUGUCCUCAUAAAGAUGCUUGCAACCAUUACGCUUGUCAUGGCUCCAAUUUUUCUGUGAGGUUUACCGUUUAUUAAGACCUAUGACCUGAGUCUCACCCCACCUUGUGAUCUCUCACCCGCAUACAGCACCCACCUCCCUUGGAUACGUAGCUACUUUGCAAAUAUGAUGGUAGGUAUUUUCAUGUAUAUCAAGGGUGCUCGAUUCAUAGUCAUACAGAUUUUCUUUUUUGCUUAAUCCAAAUAAGACAUGUUAGUUAACAUCUCAUUUUAGUGCCAAUUGGUUUAAAAUAUAUCUGUUAGUGUAUGUAUCGAGUUAUCCACAAUCAUGUGAUCGGCUUGAGCCUCUUGUUUUCCUAGAGUUUCAUUUUUCCUCUUUGGCUGUUUGACCACGUGAACGUGAUGUGUCUAUAGCCUUGUAACAGAUAGGCACACUUUUUGGCAAUUGCUAUUGAUUUAAACAACUAAGUUUUCAUGA